AUAUUGCCGUGAUUAUUACGUAAAUAAUAUUACUACAAACUGUUCAGUAUCAAAUACAAAAUGUUCAUCACCCACUUUAUCAUAUGAGGGGCAGAAUGAAGAAGAGAUCGUUAUAAAUGAGCCAGCAAAAGUAUCUGAUUCACAAGCUAACGCUACCACUCAGUUAAUAUCUGAGACUGGUAUUUAUCAAGCUGUACCUGCCCAAGCGGUGGUGGAAGACCAUGCCUCCAUUGAAACCUAUUCGACUCCAUCAAUGCAAUCAUUAAACACAAUCACAAGUAGCGAUGAUUCGGAUACAGUGCGUGUCUAUGAUUUUAAUAAACAGGAAACCAUCAAAAUUCGCCAAGAAAUCAAAGAAAAAAGUGCAGCAGAUGCAGUUGUUGCAGAUACAAUUGAAACAGCUACUGAAGCUUCAACUGCAGGUCCGAUAGCUAAGAAACCCCGUCCUACGGAAUUAGCAAUUCAAAGUAAUACUAAUAAUGCUAAUGCUAAUACUAAUGCUGCAGCUAAUUCAGAAACACCAUCUUCUCCGACCACACCGGUCGUAACGCCUGCUAGAGGCAGUACUCCAACAGCUUUUAAAUUCUUACAACCAAAACGAAAACUUAUAGAUCCUAGUCAAGUAUUAUCCUUCGAUGAGGACAUGCCAGAAGAACCUCUAGAAAAACCAGAAGAAAAGCCUGUUAUUGAAGAGGAUGUUGCUCGUGCAUUGCCGUCAGUUAAAGCACUAGCACGUGCAUUUAUUUUGGCAUCAAAUAAAAAUACUAAAACUGAUAAACGUUGGCCUAUGCCAAAAACAACAAAAAAUACUCUUUCACCAGCACCAAUUAAUAAACUUGAAACUAGUCCAUCAGUUGCGGAAAUCGCUGAAGAUGCAACUAUAUCUUCAGAUUUAUCUUCACUCGAAACUGACCCACCUACAAGUAAGGAAGUGGAAGAAGCUAUUGAAACGGUGGCAGAAGCAGUUAUACUUAAUGAUCAUGCUAAAGAAAAUGCGUCACCAGUGCCGGUAAAUGAUUCCACAUCUGGCAAAUCGAAUGCAGCACGCAAAUUUCGCUCUGGUUUCCUCAGAAGUAAUAUUGCUUUCUUUGAAAACUUAAAGUUUAAGUGAAUAUUACUAAAUUCCUUCUAAUGAAAUGAGUACAAGUUAAAAACAAAAAAAAAUUUUUUAAAAUUUCACGAUUUUGUUAUACAAAAUUAUAAAAAAUUUUAUUAAAGCGUAUUUGACCAUAUAUUGAAAAAGCUGAAGUGCCAUCA
Messenger RNA from Teleopsis dalmanni, 1257 nucleotides. RefSeq lists its product as uncharacterized. The record is from RefSeq and is a predicted model, not a curated record. NCBI's taxonomy places the organism in Eukaryota, Metazoa, Arthropoda, Insecta, Diptera, Diopsidae. The transcript is spliced from 5 exons. The coding region runs from base 254 to 1111 and encodes 285 amino acids.